UCACCACAAAAACGCCGCCAGCCAUGCUCCGGGACGGGAGGUCGAUCCUUCCUCCACGCCGGCCUAGAGCCCAUCGCCGCCAAGCCUCAGGUCACCUCCGCCUAAUCCCCUGCCCGGCCAAGAAUCAGAGCGCCACCGUCCUGGCCAGAAACGCCGCCGCCGGCCUGCUCUCCAGCGUGUUCCGUUUGUUUAUUGCCAACAACCCGACGCCAAACGCCAGACGCCUCAGCUGCUUCGGGAGCUGUCGCGUCCGGUCGUCGAGAGGACCGGCCGCGCGCACGUGACACCGUCGCCUCGGCGAGCCCACUCGCUCGCCAUGGCCGCCGACGACGAGCCCUCCAUUACCCGCUGGUCCUUCGAGGAUUUCGAGCGCUACUACGACGCGGGCCUCGGCAUCCGCCACCAGCCCAAGGGCGACGGAGAUGACGACGACGACGAUGAAGAGGACGCACCGCCCGGAUCAGGCCCCGCCGACAGCGCCCGCGCCAACGGCGGCGCUGACCUCGCCGUGUUCGAGCAGUACGAGCGUCUGGAUAGAAAUGUCGAGUUCCGUAACGGGGCAAUGGAGGCUGGGCCGCCGCAGAAAUCUCUGCUCCCUUCUUUUGAAUCUGCAGAAACACGCAACUUAGCCGAGACAUUGUUGAGGAGGAGGAGCGCCAUGGGAGGACAACAAUGACCUGGUUCAGCGCCACGGCCGGCACCGCCGCUACCAGAUCCGCCAGGUUCCACACUCCCGAGCUGCGCUCAUGCCAUGCCAUCGGGAUGGGGGGAGCUGGCCCGUCCCUCGCUUCACCUGGGAGCGCGUUGUCGCCCGCGCUCGAUGCAGGCUUGGUGCAUCCGACUCCCGGUGGAUUAGUGCAUCGAGUAAAACAGCUCUAGCGCUUGGCUGUGUGUUCGUUUUUAGGAUGGUAAAUUUCUUCCCGAUUAAUCUCCGGUUGUUCAGUUGAGGUGUAAACAGAGAGAUCGUUUUUUUAAUUCACUUUGCCCUUUCUUGUUUUUUCCGAUCUGGAAGACUGAAGCUCGACGAAGAAAAAUUCACUGCUUCAAGUUUUUCCAAGUAUCCUGGAAUUGUUGAUCGUCAUCAUGACCCAAAGGACCGCAAGAGCAUUUUGCCCGUGAGUGCAGAUGAUGCUUGUCUCCAUAUUCAGAACAUGUUGAUACAACUAUUUUUUGAUGGAUUAUUUGAUACUUGGAACAACGAUGUUCACAGAGUUUCAGUUACCAAUUUUGGCCUUGUAAUUUGUAGCUUAAUCUGGUUUUGGUAAACUGACUAUAUGCAUGAUUGUAUUUGUUGGCUAAUUACCAGCGGGAACCAAUAAAAUUCAAUACAGUUUAUGAA
This is a messenger RNA of Lolium perenne, 1339 nucleotides long. RefSeq lists its product as uncharacterized. Lineage: Eukaryota; Viridiplantae; Streptophyta; Magnoliopsida; Poales; Poaceae. The record is from RefSeq and is a predicted model, not a curated record.